Molecule: messenger RNA, 1304 nt
Organism: Lactuca sativa (garden lettuce)
Lineage: Eukaryota; Viridiplantae; Streptophyta; Magnoliopsida; Asterales; Asteraceae
Product: 1-aminocyclopropane-1-carboxylate oxidase 3
Source: RefSeq, a predicted model, not a curated record
CUUUGCAUUCAACAUCAAAAACAACUUCACAGACAUAGAAACACAUAGGUAAAGAUUCUUAAACAAAGGAUGGCAAACUUCCCCUUGAUUAACAUGGAGAAACUGAAUGGUGAAGAGAGAAGUGCUACAAUGGAGUUGAUCAAGGAUGCUUGUGAAAACUGGGGAUUCUUUGAGUUGUUGAACCAUGGGAUUUCUCAUGAAUUACUGGACAAAGUUGAGAAAAUGACGAAGGAGCAUUACAAGAAAUGUAUGGAGCAGAGGUUUAAAGAUAUGGUGGCAGCUAAAGCAUUAGAAGGUCUGAAGGCAGAAGUUACCGACAUAGAUUGGGAGAGCACUUUCUUCUUACGUCAUCUUCCGACUUCAAACAUAUCAGAAGUCCCUGAUCUUGAAGACGAAUACAGGAAUCUAAUGAAGGAUUUUGCUGGCAAACUAGAGAAAUUAGCAGAAGAGCUUUUGGAUUUGUUGUGUGAGAAUCUUGGAUUAGAGAAAGGUUAUCUAAAGAAAGCGUUUCAUGGAUCAAAAGGUCCAAAUUUUGGAACGAAAGUUAGUAAUUAUCCUCCAUGCCCGACGCCGGACUUGAUCAAGGGUCUCCGAGCACACACCGACGCCGGCGGUAUCAUUUUACUCUUCCAAGACGAUAAAGUCAGCGGUCUUCAGCUUCUAAAAGACGGUGAAUGGAUCGAUGUUCCACCCAUGCGUCACUCCAUCGUCAUCAAUCUUGGUGACCAAAUUGAGGUGAUUACUAAUGGAAAGUAUAAGAGUGUGAUGCAUAGAGUUAUUGCUCAAACAGAUGGAACAAGAAUGUCGAUAGCGUCUUUUUAUAAUCCCGGGAAUGAUGCUGUGAUUUUUCCGGCGCUGGCGUUGUUGACGGAGGCCACCGAGAAAGAACAAUCGUACCCGAAGUUUGUGUUUGAUGAUUACAUGAAACUGUAUGCAAAAUUGAAGUUUCAGGCGAAGGAGCCAAGGUUUGAAGCUAUGAAAGGUGUUGAAGCUAACGUGAGUUUGGAUCCUGUUGCGACAGCUUAGAAGAUGUUAUGGUUUGAACUUUGAAGAAUAGAAAUUUGGGCUCAGAUCGGGUUGACUGCCCGCCGGUUAUUGAGAUCCGGUUAUAGGGCCGUUUUAUUUUUGUUAUUUUUAUUAUUUUUUGAAAUUUUUAUUCUUAACUUUUAUAUAAGGUCAUUUUGGCUAUUUUUUUUUUUUGACUUGUGUGUAAAUAUAGGUAAGUUUGUUUGAUAUAGUUUGACCGUUUUGUGAUCUUGGAUCUCAAAUUUCUUAAUAUCAGACUCUCAUAUUUGUAUUCUUAA